Trifolium pratense (red clover) is the source of this 1965-nucleotide messenger RNA. Its product is annotated as protein NRT1/ PTR FAMILY 4.6-like. Lineage: Eukaryota; Viridiplantae; Streptophyta; Magnoliopsida; Fabales; Fabaceae. Gene Ontology annotation, molecular function: transmembrane transporter activity. The record is from RefSeq and is a predicted model, not a curated record. The coding region runs from base 131 to 1858 and encodes 575 amino acids. Gene Ontology annotation, cellular component: membrane. The transcript has 5 exons. Gene Ontology annotation, biological process: transmembrane transport.
AGACAAUUAUAUCCAAGUUGUAUCUUUUCCUCUCUUCUCCCUCACACUUUCUUUAAAUCUUCUCUCAUUCAUCUUCCCUUUUCACAUCAUAAAUCUCUCUCUCCAGAUCCAAACCCAGAAAGACAGAGAGAUGGAAUUUGAACAACAACAAGUGACCAGGUGGAUUGGCUAUGUGGACUGGAGGAACAGACCUGCCCUCAGAGGAAAACAUGGUGGCAUGCUUGCAGCUUCCUUUGUUUUGGUGGUGGAGGUAUUGGAGAAUCUUGCAUUUUUAGCAAAUGCAAGCAACUUGGUGUUGUAUCUAAAGAAAAAUAUGCACUUUUCACCAACAAAAUCUGCAAACAAUGUAACAAAUUUCAUGGGAACAGCUUUUCUUCUUGCUUUGCUUGGUGGUUUUUUAUCUGAUGCAUUUUUUACAACUUAUCACAUCUACCUGAUAAGUGCAGCUAUUGAGUUCCUGGGACUAAUUGUACUCACAAUACAAGCAAGUGUGUCUUCACUUCAACCUCCACACUGUGACCCAACAAUUUCAUGUGAAGAAGUUAAUGGUGCAAAAGCAUUAAUGUUAUUUGGUGGAUUAUAUCUAGUUGCUCUUGGAACUGGAGGAAUUAAGGGAUCAUUGGCACCACAUGGUGCUGAACAAUUUGAUGAGGACAGUGUUUCUGGAAGGAAACAAAGAUCAACAUUCUUCAACUACUACAUCUUUUGUUUAGCAUGUGGUGCUCUUAUUGCUGUUACUUUUGUUGUUUGGAUUGAAGAUAAUGUUGGAUGGAAAUGGGGUUUUGGAAUCUCUACUAUUAGUAUAUUUCUUUCUAUUCCUGUGUUCUUGGCUGGUUCUACUAAGUAUAGGAACAAGAUACCUACUGGGAGUCCUCUUACAACCAUUUUGAAGGUUUUGGUAGCAGCAGCAAUGAACAACUGCAUAUACAAAAACUCCAGCAGUGCUGUUGUGAACUUGACAUCAAGCCCAUCACAUCCAAACUCAGUCAGAAAACAAGAAAACGAAGAAUCAUCAUCGAAACGAAUCAAGGAAAUACAAACUCCAACAAAUACACUAAGAUUCCUCAACAGCGCAAUUGAAAACGAAACAAUAAAAUGUUCCGUCCAAGAACUCGAAGAUGUAAAAAUAGUCUUAAAAAUCCUCCCAAUAUUCGGCUGCACAAUUGUCCUAAACUGUUGCCUAGCUCAACUAUCAACAUUCUCAGUCCAACAAGCCGCGACAAUGAACACGAAACUUGGUUCAUUAAAAGUACCACCAGCUUCAUUACCAAUUUUCCCAGUAGUCUUCAUAAUGAUGUUAGCUCCAAUUUAUGACCACAUUAUAAUACCCUUUGCAAGAAAAUACACAAAAUCAGAAAUGGGAAUAACUCAUCUUCAAAGAAUUGGAAUUGGACUAGUCCUAUCAAUAAUUGCAAUGGCAGUGGCAGCACUUGUUGAAGUGAAAAGAAAAAGGGUAGCAACAGAUUCAAAUCUUUUAGAUGAUGCAACAAAACCAAUUCCAAUAACAUUCUUUUGGAUUGCUUUUCAGUAUUUGUUUCUUGGUUCAGCUGAUCUUUUCACUAUGGCUGGUUUAUUGGAAUUUUUCUUCACAGAGGCACCAAUUAAAAUGAGAUCUUGGGCUACAUCACUUACUUGGGCUUCUUUGGCAUUAGGAUAUUACUUAAGUUCAGUGAUUAUAUCAAUAGUUAAUAGUGUUACUGGUAAUUCCUCUCAUAAACCUUGGCUAUCUGGUUCUAACCUUAACCAUUAUCAUUUAGAGAGGUUUUAUUGGCUUAUGUGUGUACUUACUGGGUUGAAUUUUCUGCAUUAUCUGUUUUGGGCUAUUAGAUACAAGUAUAGAGGAACCGGUAACUACUAGUGAUGAGUGAAGAUUAGGAAUGUUGUUGAUAAAGUUAAAUUUUUCAAAUGGCACUUCACAAUAAGUACUUUUUUCUGACAAAAUAUAAUAAGUACUUUUUACGUUGU